Molecule: messenger RNA, 981 nt
Organism: Chinchilla lanigera (long-tailed chinchilla)
Lineage: Eukaryota; Metazoa; Chordata; Mammalia; Rodentia; Chinchillidae
Gene: Jmjd8
Product: jumonji domain containing 8
Exons: 9
Coding region: 151-957 (268 amino acids)
Cellular component (GO): cytoplasm
Source: RefSeq, a predicted model, not a curated record
UUCGCGAGUUUUCCGGAACAGCUUCUUCCGGGGGCGGGCUGAAGGAGGCCGCUUCCGGGGGCCGACCCGUUGCUCCAACGACAGAGCUACUGGCCACUAGUGUGCAGGGAGGGAGUUCCCGGCGUGCUACGUGUCGGCCGGCGGUAGACCAUGGCUCUGGCUGUGCUGCCGCCUGUGCUGCUCUCGCUGUGGAUACUGGUGUUGGCUCGGUCCAGCUUGGAGGCAGCGGACGGCGGGGGAUGGCGGCAGACUGGGCCGGGGGCAGACGUGGUCUUGGCGGACGAGCGCUGCACCGUGGAGCGCCGAUCCGACCUCAACUACACCGAGUUCGUGCAGCGCUACGCCUUCCUCAGGCCCGUCAUCCUUCAGGGACUCACGGAAAACUCGAAGUUCCGGGCCCUGUGCUCAAGAGAGAGUCUGUUGACCACCUUUGGGGACCACGUGGUUCGGCUGAGCACUGCCAACACCUACUCUUACCAGAAAGUGGACCUGCCCUUCCACCAGUAUGUGGAGCAGCUGCUACAUCCCCAAGACCCUGCUUCUCUGGGCAACGACACUCUGUACUUUUUUGGGGACAACAACUUCACGGAGUGGGCAUCACUAUUCCAGCACUACUCCCCACCCCCGUUUCAUUUGCUGGGAACCACUCCUGCUUAUAGCUUUGGAAUCGCAGGAGCUGGCUCUGGGGUCCCCUUCCACUGGCAUGGGCCCGGGUUCUCUGAAGUGAUCUACGGCCGUAAGCAUUGGUUCCUCUACCCACCUGAGAAGACACCUGAGUUCCACCCCAACAAGACCACACUGACCUGGCUUCGGGAUAUUUACCCAUCCCUGGCACCAUCUGAAAAGCCCCUGGAGUGUACCAUUCAGGCUGGUGAGGUGCUGUAUUUCCCUGACCGCUGGUGGCAUGCCACACUCAAUCUUGACACCACUGUCUUCAUCUCCACCUUCCUUGGCUAGCCAGAACAAGCAGCUGGCAGGCAC